Lachancea nothofagi CBS 11611 is the source of this 639-nucleotide messenger RNA. The record is from the annotation of a GenBank genome assembly. Lineage: Eukaryota; Fungi; Ascomycota; Saccharomycetes; Saccharomycetales; Saccharomycetaceae.
AUGUCUGAGCAUUUUACUUCUAUCGAAAAGGCCUUGGAAGCCUUCAAACAGAACAAAUUCUUGAUGGUCCUGGACGAUGAAAGCCGGGAAAACGAAGCGGAUCUUAUCUGUGCCGCUGAGGGCAUUUCCCGCGAGCAAAUGGCCUUUUUGGUGCGCUACUCUUCGGGCUACGUUUGCGCUCCUUUGAGCAACACUGUGGCAGAUCGCAUCGACCUUCCUCUAAUGCGAGACAUGGAUGUUAAGUCUUCUAAGGAUGAUCGUCAUGGCACAGCCUAUACGAUAACCUGCGAUUUUGCUGAGGGAACUACUACAGGAAUUUCCGCCCAUGACAGAGCCCUUACAUGCAGGAAGCUGGCCGAUGCCUCUACAAAACCCUCGGAUUUUCUCAAACCAGGCCACAUAGUUCCUCUCAGAGCCGUUGACGGUGGUGUCUUGCAAAGAGACGGCCACACCGAAGCAGCAGUUGAUUUGUGCAAACUGGCUGGCAAAGCACCUGUUGGUGUCAUUUGUGAGCUGGUAAGAGACGAAGAUGGACUUAUGAUGAGGUUGGACGACUGCAUCAAAAUGAAGCAGAAAUUCGGAAUCGACAUCAUAACUAUUGAACAAUUAAAGGAGUACCGGCUACGCAAUCAGCAAUAA